This is a messenger RNA of Scatophagus argus, 1271 nucleotides long. Its product is annotated as lactase-phlorizin hydrolase-like. The record is from RefSeq and is a predicted model, not a curated record. Lineage: Eukaryota; Metazoa; Chordata; Actinopteri; Scatophagidae. The transcript has 4 exons. Gene Ontology annotation, molecular function: hydrolase activity, hydrolyzing O-glycosyl compounds. The annotation marks the transcript as partial. Gene Ontology annotation, biological process: carbohydrate metabolic process.
AUUCAAAGCACAAUAUAAGAUCCUUUUUUCAACUAUUAAGACAUAACAUGCUUAUUUCUGGUUUAUGAUUCAGAUAAAUUAGAAGUGAACUCACAGAUAUUACAUGAUGUCAUGAAUUGUACUAUGGAAACUAAUACAGCGUGGUAAAUAAAUAGCUGGCUUAAGUUUAUUUUAUUUUAUUUUUUGCUUAAUUUCCUCUUUGACAGGGACACAUUUCUUUAUGCUACACCAUAAAUCUUUGCUUGCUGUUUGAUCUUUCAUAAGUUAUCAGAAGCAUUCACAGCUGUGACCACUCUUACCAAACACACCAUAAAACAUCAUAGCAGUGACCCCUGCAUUCAGUGCUGCCACUUAUGAAACCCUGGUUUGGCCAAAAGUUCAAGCUUGUAAACAGCUUGAAUGCUCCUAUAAAAGGUUAACCAUCCAGUGGCUCAUUCAGUUCCCCACACUUGGACAACAUGGCAUUACAGGGAAGACUUUUCUGUCUGUAUUUGAUCACUUUGUACGGGUGCAUGUGCCAGAAACAUGAGGAUCAACAUCCAGCCAUGUUUCUUGCAGGUCCCAUGACCAACACACAGGUGAAGCAUUUGAAUGGCAAACCGUCUGAAGGAACAGUGUUGGACACUUUUGACUGCAGUCAUCCCAUACCUCCAGGCUCCAAACAGUACUUUGAGUACCUCCAGAGCAGAGGAGUGACCCACUUCAAAGUACCGCUGUCAUGGGAUCAAUUUCUACCUUCAGCCCUCUCCAGUGAAGCCCAGCAGGCUGUGGUUACCUGUUAUCAGACUCUGCUGAAACAGUUGCUGGAGGUGGGCCUUCAGCCCCUGAUUGUGCUUCACGGAUCCACCGUGCCAGACACUCUGAGCUCAAGUCAUGGAGGCUGGGAGAGCCAGGAGGUAGCUAAAAUAUUUCAGCAGUAUGCUGAGUUUGCCUUCCAGGUGUUUGGAGAGCUGGCGCACUCAUGGGUGACACUGAGCAACUUGGAUGAGCUGAGUGAUGCUCAGUUGCAAAAUGCUCUUGAUGCACACACCAAAAUCUACCACCGUUACCAUCAGCUGUUUCCCAGGAGAGAUGGAGGGGUAUCAGCCGGAGUGAAGGCCAGUAAAGCCCCAUUCAUCUGCAACACUCAACAACUGAAAUAUUCAGAUUUCCUCUCUAUUAAAAUUCAAUAUGACUGCACCACUGGACAAAACCUGGCUGAGGAACUGCAAAAUAUUUUGGCAACAUGUGGAGACAAACCCAUUCUCUUUUAUGAGGUGGACAUCAAGGAC